UCAGGAAUUUCUUCAACAACGGGGUAAACACGACGAUUCUCUCUAUUUGCAAUGGCUUCAUAUCAACCCGUCGACGGCAAGCGCAGAAUAAUGUAUCGUGAAUCGAUGGCGAACGGCUUCGCCGCUACGGUUCUCUUCUUGAUAUUCCUGUUUCUACUGGCCAGGCACGUUCGAAGGAUGCGAACUGUAGAUGAUGAACUACCGACAGUAAAUCCAGCCGCUGCUCUACCACCACCAUAUGCAAUGCCGCCACCUCCUACUUACUCGGAAGCCGUGAAAAUGGGCCAAGCAGGCAAAUAUUGAUUGCGACUCGUGAUCUACGCGUACCUGGUAGCGUCUUCUCCGUUCCAGCAUGCUGACGAUGCAUAUCGGUAAACCACUGUAGCAGACGUCCACCCAUCGAGAUCAACUCCUCAUGAGUGCAUCCUCAAAUGAAAUAUAUAUACUGUAUCAAUGUAAUAAUAAUGAUAAAGGUGGCUCUAGAUGUAUAAGAAUUCUGUAUUCGCGCGCCUACGACCAAUCGAUUAUCGAUUAGUUCGCGUCCUAUUGUGCCUUGUGGCCAUUUUUUAUGUACACGGUAACUCGGUAAUUUUUCUUUUUUUCUUUUUUUGUAGAUUUUCGCGUCUUGCCACUUAUGAGUCUUACUUGACGGGUUAUAUUGUAUGAGAAUUUGUUUUCUGACGAG
This is a messenger RNA of Cylicocyclus nassatus, 685 nucleotides long. The record is from the annotation of a GenBank genome assembly. Lineage: Eukaryota; Metazoa; Nematoda; Chromadorea; Rhabditida; Strongylidae.